Tupaia belangeri chinensis (Chinese tree shrew) is the source of this 9327-nucleotide messenger RNA. RefSeq names its product centromere protein E (gene CENPE). The coding region runs from base 28 to 8427 and encodes 2799 amino acids. Gene Ontology annotation, biological process: mitotic cell cycle; microtubule-based movement. Gene Ontology annotation, cellular component: microtubule. The record is from RefSeq and is a predicted model, not a curated record. NCBI's taxonomy places the organism in Eukaryota, Metazoa, Chordata, Mammalia, Scandentia, Tupaiidae. The transcript has 50 exons. Gene Ontology annotation, molecular function: microtubule motor activity; microtubule binding; ATP binding.
UCCCAGUCCUGGGUCCCUCCUGGCGCGAUGGCGGAGGAAGGCGCGGUGGCGGUCUGCGUGCGAGUCCGGCCGCUUAACAGCAGGGAAGAAGUACCUGGAGACCCUAUCCAAGUUCACUGGAAAACGGACAGUAACACUAUUUAUCAAGUGGAUGGAAGUAAAUCCUUUAAUUUUGAUCGUGUCUUCCAUAGCAAUGAAACUACCAAACACGUGUAUGAAGAAAUAGCAGUACCGAUCAUCGACUCUGCCAUACAAGGCUACAAUGGUACCAUAUUUGCCUACGGGCAAACUGCUUCGGGAAAAACAUACACUAUGAUGGGCUCUCAAGACUCUUUGGGAGUCAUACCUAGGGCGAUUCAUGACAUCUUCCAAAAAAUUAAGAAGUUUCCGGAAAGGGAAUUUCUCCUUCGUGUGUCUUACAUGGAGAUAUACAAUGAAACUAUUACAGAUUUACUAUGUGACACUCAGAAAAUGAAACCUUUAAUAAUCCGGGAAGAUUUCAAUAGGAAUGUGUAUGUUGCUGAUCUCACAGAAGAGGUGGUUUAUACAUCAGAAAUGGCUUUGAAAUGGAUCACAAAAGGAGAAAAGAGCAGACAUUAUGGAAUAACAAAAAUGAAUCAAAGAAGCAGUCGUUCUCAUACCAUUUUUAGAAUGAUUUUGGAAAGUAGAGAGAAAGGCGAACCUUCGAACUGUGAAGGCUCUGUCAAGGUGUCCCAUCUGAACUUGGUUGACCUUGCAGGCAGUGAAAGAGCUGCUCAAACAGGAGCCGAAGGUGUGCGACUCAAGGAAGGCUGUAAUAUAAAUCGAAGCUUGUUUAUUUUGGGACAAGUGAUCAAGAAACUUAGCGAUGGGCAAGUCGGUGGUUUCAUAAAUUAUCGAGAUAGCAAAUUAACACGAAUUCUCCAGAAUUCCUUGGGAGGAAAUGCAAAAACACGUAUUAUCUGCACGGUCACUCCGGCGUCUUUUGAUGAAACCCUUACUACUCUUCAGUUUGCCAGCACUGCCAAAUACAUGAAGAAUACUCCUUAUGUUAAUGAAGUAUCAAGUGAUGAAGCGCUCUUGAAAAGAUACAGAAAAGAAAUAAUGGAUCUGAAAAAACAGUUAGAAGAGGUUUCUUUAAAGACUCGGGCCCAGGCAAUGGAAAAAGAUCAACUGGCCCAACUUUUGGAUGAAAAAGAUUUGCUUCAAAAAGUACAGGAUGAGAAAAUUCAAAACUUAACCCGGAUGUUGGUGACCUCUUCUUCCCUCACAUCACUGCAGGAACUAAAGGCUAAAAGAAAACGAAGAGUUACUUGGUGCCUUGGCAAAAUUAAUAAAUUGAAGGACUCAAACUAUGCAAAUGAGUUUAACGUGCCACUGAAUGUAACAACAAAAACACACAAGGACGCUGUGACUACAUUAGGAGAGAUUGACGAGUCCCUGUGUUCAGAGUCUGACGCCCUCAGUAACACGCUUGACACCUUAGCAGAGAUGGAGUGGAACCCGGCGACAAAGCUGCUGAGUCAGGAAUAUUUAGAAAGUGAGUUGAGCUCACUUCGUGCUAACUAUGAUAAUCUGGUGUUAGACUAUGAACGACUAAGAAAAGAAAAUGAAGAAAUGGAAUUGAAAUUAAAAGAAAAGAAUGAUUUGGAUGAAUUUGAGGCUCUGGAAAGAAAAACUGAGAAAGAUCAAGAGAUGCAACUAAUUCAUGAAAUUUCCAACUUAAAGAAUUUAGUUAAGCAUGCAGAACUGUAUAACCAAGACCUCGAGAAUGAGCUAAGUUCAAAAGUAGAGCUGCUUAGAGAAAAGGAAGACCAGAUCAAGAAGCUACAGAAAUACAUAGACUCUCAGAAGUCAGAAAACAUAACAGCGGAUUUAUCGCAGUCAUCGGAGAACACCGAGGAUCUAAAACAAAUGAAACAGACACUGUUUGAUGCUGAAACUGUAGCCCUUGAUGCCAAGAGAGAAUCAGCCUUUCUUAGAAGUGAAAAUUUGGAGCUAAAAGAGAAAAUGAAAGAACUCGCGAAUGCAUGCAAGCAAAUGGAAAGUGAUAUUCAGUUAUCUCAAAGCCAGUUGGAGACAAAAAAGAAAAUGCAAGUUGAUCUAGAGAAAGAAUUACAAUCUGCUUUUAAUGAAAUAACAAAACUCACCUCCCUUGUAGAUGGCAAAGUUCCAAAAGAUGUGCUCUGCAAUUUGGAAUUGGAAAGAAAGAUUACUGACCUCCGAAAAGAACUGAAUAAAGCAGCUGAAGACAAUGAAGCUUUGCGGAAAGAAGUAAACUUGCUCUCAGAAUUAAAAUCUUUACCCUCUGAAGUAGAGAUGCUGAGGAAAGAGAUACAUGAUAAAUCUGAAGAACUCGAUGUAAUAACGUCAGAAAAAGACAGAUUGUUUUCCGAAGCAGUUUCUAAGGAGAGCAAAAUUCAAAGUUUACUUGAAGAAAUUGAGAAAACUAAAGACAUCCUAGCAGCAACCGAGUUGAAUUAUAAAAACACUGAUCAAGAGUUACAGGAUUUCAAAACCCUGCAUAUGCAAUUUGAGCAAAAGUAUAAGAUGGUUCUUGAGGAAAAUGAGAAAAUGAAUCAGGAAAUUGGAAACUUCUCCCAAGAAACGCAAAAAUUUAGUUUAAGUCUGGAUGCUCUGAAAACUGAGCUCUCUCAUGCUACCCAAGAACUUCAGCAGAAAACAACCGAGGGUCAAGAAAGAGCCAAUGCAAUGGAGCAGCUGAAGGAACAAUUAGAAAAUAGAAAUUCUAGGCUGCAAACUAUGGAAAAGGAGAAAACGCUGAUAACUGACAAACUUCAGCAAACCUUAGAGGAAGUAAGAAUCUUAACUCAAGAAAAAGGUGAAUUAAAACAGCUCCAGGAGAGCCUGCAAACUGAGAGAGACCAACUCCAAAGCGAUAUUCAGGAGGCCGUAAGUGCGAACAUAGAUACUCAGGAACAAUUACGAAAUGCUCUCGAGUCUUUGAAACAACAUCAAGAAACAAUAAACACACUAAAAAUGAAAUCUUCUGAGGAGACAUCCAGGAAUUUGCAUAAAGAGGAAAACAUAGAAGCUAAAGAUGAAUUUCAGCAUAAGAUGGUGGACGGAGAUAAAAAACAGAAUUUAGAUGCCAAAGAAACCCACACACUGACUGCAGACGUGACGGGUAAUGAGAUAAGUGAACAACAGAAGAAGAUACUUUCUUUGAUGCAGGAGAAGAACGAACUCCAGCAACUGUUAGAGAGUAUCCUGGCAGAAAAGGAGCAGUUGAGGACUGACCUAAAGGAGAGCAUCGAGAUGACCAUUGAAAACCAGGAAGAAUUAAGAAUUCUUGGAAAUGAACUUAAAAAGCAACAAGAAAUAGUUGCACAAGAAAAGAACCAUACCAUAAAGAAAGAAGAAGAACUUGCCAAGACUUCUGAGAGACUGUCAGAGGCUGAAGAAAUGCUCCGAGAACAGAGCCAACAACUCCAAGAAAAACAGCAACAACUUCUUAGCGUACAAGAGGAGAUGAGUGAAAUGCAGAAGAAGAUGAAUGAGAUGGAGAAUUUAAAGAAUAAAUUAAAAAACCAAGAGUUAACAUUGGAGCGUGUGGAAACAGAGAGGCUUGAGCUGGCUCAAAAACUUCAGGAAAAUUAUGAGGAAAUGAAAUAUCUAACCAAAGAAAGAAAUGAUCUAAAGGAAUUACAAGAGUCAUUUGAAAUAGAGAAAGACCAACUUAAAGGCUAUAUAAAAGAAAUUGAAGCUACAGACCUACAAAUAAAAGAAGAACUGAAAAUUGCUCACAUGCAUCUGAAAGAACACCAAGAAACUAUUGAUGAACUAAGGAGGAGCAUUUCUGAGAAGACAACUCCAAUAAUAUAUCCUAAGGACUUAGAAAAAUCCAGUGCUGAAUUACAAGAAAAGAUCCCAGUGCUUCAUGAGAAAGAGGAGCUACUUCCUAGUGGGAGAGAAGUCAGUGAGAUUCAGGAAACGACGGAACUGGACAAACUGGCAGAAAGCAAGGGUUCCACGGUGCCCACAAGCCUAGAAACAGAAAGCCUCGGGGUGAUGGAGGAACUUCAAGAAAGUCGCGAGGAAAUAAAGUCUCUAACUAUGGAAAGAGAUGACCUCAAAAUGAUAAAGGAAGCACUUCAAGUUGAAUGUGACCAGCUGAAAGAAGACAUUAAAAAGACUUUGGCUAAGCACCCAGAAGCUCAAGAUAAACAAGAACAGUCCUUCAGUAUGAAGGAAAAAGACACCGAAACUCCAACCAUAAUGGACGAGAUGGAGCAGUUGAAGGAGCAGUUGAAAGCCAAAGACUCCGCGCUGCUGAGACUAGAAAUGGAGACGAUCAUGUUGUCUGGGAGACUUCAAGAAAGUCACAAGGAAAUGGAAUCUGCAGCUAAGGAAAGAGAGGACCUACAGAGGCUGCAGGAAGGUCUUCAGUCAGAAAACAACCAACUCAAAGAAAACAUAGGGGAAAUUAUGGCGAAACACUUGGAAACUGAAGAGGAGCUCAAAGUUGCUCGUUGUUGUCUGAAGGAACGAGAAGAAACUAUUGAGGAGCUGAGAGUGAAUCUUGCAGAGAAGGAGACUGAAAUAUCAAGCAUUCAGAAGGAAUUAGAAGCAACCAGUGACAAGUCGCAGCACAAGAUCCAAGAGUGUCUUGUUUAUGAGAAACAAGAACAAAUUAUUAGUGUAAAAGAAAUUAAUGAAACUCAAGAAAAAAUGAGUGAAUUGGAACAAUUCAAGGACUGUCUCAAAGCCAAAGACUCGGCACUGCAAAGUGUAGGAAGUGAGAAGCUCAGCUUGGCCAAGAGCCUUCAAGAGAGUCAAGAAGAAAUAAAAAUUAUAAUUAAGGAAAGAGAUGAACUGAGAAGGGCACAGGAGGCCCUUCAAAUGGAGAGAGACGAGCUGAAAGAAAACGUUCAGGAACUUGAAGCUAAAAUACAAGAAUUCCAGGAGAAAGAACAUCAACUUCUUAAAAUGAGAAAUGUCAGUGAGAGUCAGGAGGGAGUGUGUGAAAUGGAGCGUUUAAAGGAGCAGUUUGAGGCCCAGAAAUCCACCCUGGAAAAUAUAGAAAUGGAGAACAUAAGGUUGAAUCAGAUACUUCAUGAAAACCUUGAAGAAAUGAGAUCUAUAACAAAAGAAAGAGAUGACCUUAAGAGUCUGGAAGAGUCUCUCACAGUAGAGAGAGACCAGCUAAAGGAAAACCUGAAAGAAGCCGUAAUUAGAGACCUGGAUAAACAAGAGGAACUAAAAGCUGUUCAUGUGCACCUGAAAGAACACCAAGAAACUAUCGAUAAACUCAGAGGGAUUGUUUCUGAGAAGACAGGUGAAAUAUCAAAUAUGCAAAAGGACUUAGAAAAUUCAGCUGCUGCCUUAAAAACCCAGAUCCAAGAACUUCAAGAGAAAGAACAUCAACUUCUUAACAUACAAAAUGAUCUCAGGGAAGCCAUGUAUCAGUCAGAACAACUGAAGGCGCAAUUAGAGGCCCAGAACUCAACUCUGGAAAGUGUUGAAAUGGAAAAAGUAAGGUUGAGUCAGAAACUCCAUGAAAAUCUCGAGGAACUCCGAUUUGUUGCCAAGGAAAACGACGGCCUGAGGAGAGUGGAGGAGGGCCUCCAGAUGGAGCGGGACCAGCUCAGGGAAAGCCUCAGAGAAAGAGGCCUCACGGAUCUGAAAAGAGAAGAGGAACUAAGAGCUGUUCGUGUGCAUUUGAAAGAGCACCAGGAGACCAUCCAUACACUCAGAGGGCUUGUUUCUGAGAAGACAGAGGAAAUAUCAAAUAUGCAAAUAGAUUUAGACAAUUCGAACACUAAAUUACAAGAAAAGAUUCAAGAGCUUGAAGCGUGCAAACAUCAGCUUUUUAAGUUAAAAGAAGUUGUCAGUGAGGCAAAGAAAAAGGAGUCUGAAAUGGAACGACUGAAGAAACAAUUUAAAGAUCAAAGUUUAAUUCUGGACAAAUUGGAAAUGGAGAACUUAAAUUUGGCUCAGAAACUUCAUGAAAAUCUUGAAGAAACGCAAUCCAUAAUGAAAGAAAGAGACAAUCUAAGGAGAAUGGAGGAAGCUCUCGCCCUGGAGAGAGACCGGCUGCAGGAAAGGCUGCAGGAGACCCUCGCCAGGGAUAUGGAAACACAACGGGAGCUGAAAACUGUUCGUAUGCGUUUGGAAGAACACCAAGAAACUAUUGAUAAAUUUAGAGAAAAGGUUGCAAAAGAGACAACCCAAAUUUCAAACCUUCAAAUGGAUUUAGAUAAAUCAGAAGAUGAGUUACAAAGAAUGACCCAUGAACUUCAGAAAAAAGAACUCCUACUUCUUAAAGUAAAGGAAGAUGUCAGUCAAGCUCAUAAAAUAAUUAAUGAAGUAGAACAAUUGAAGAGGCAGUUUGAGGCCCAGAGUUUAUCUUUGCAAAGUGUGGAAAUGGAAAACUUGCACUUGAAUAAGAAACUUCAUGAGAACCUUGAAGAGAUGAGGAUGGUAGCUAAGGAGAGAGAGGAGCUGAAGAGGAUGAAAGAGUUUCGCCAAAUGGAAAGAGACCAGCUCAGAGAGACCUUGACAGAAACAAGAGCUAGACAGGAGCAGCAGAAGCGUGGAGAGAAAGUGCAGUUCGAAGGCGGGUCACAGAGUGGCGGACAGCACCGUAUAGAGAGCCUGCGAGAAAAGAGUGCGAGGAUACGAGAGCUUCUGAAGAGAUACUCAGAGAUGGAGAAUUAUUAUGAGGACCUGAGUAGUUUGUCACUUAACCUAGAGAAGGAGAUUGAAACCCAAAAAGAGCUUUCACUUAGAGUAAAAGCAAGCCUCUCACUUCCGUCUCCACAAACCAAACAGAUUCAAAAACUGCUUACGGCAAACCAGAGAUGUUCCAUGGAAUCCCACAGAGUCAUGAACAAACUUAAGUACGUGUUAAGCUGUGUCACAAAGAUAAAAGAAGAACAACAUGAAUCCAUCAAUAGAUUUGAAAUGGUCGUGAUUGAUGAAAUAGAAAAACAAAAUGAACUGCUAAUUAAAAUACAGAACCUUCAACAAGAUUAUGAAGUACCAGCCAGAGAACUAAGGGAACUCAGAUUGAACCAGAAUAUGGACCUACAUAUUAAGGAAAUUCUCACAGACCUCUCAGAAAAUGAGUUCUCCAGCAUAAAGACUGAAUUUCAGCAAGUCCUCAGAAAUAGAAAAGAAAUGACACAGUUUUUGGGAGAGUGGUUGAAUGUUCAUUUUGAUAUAGAAAAGCUUAGAAAUGGCAUUCAGAAAGAGAAUGAUAAGAUUUGCCAAGUGAAUAACUUCUAUAAUAACAAAAUAAUUGCCAUAAUGAAUGAAUCAACAGUGUUUGAGGAAAGAAGUGCUACCAUGUCUAAAGAGUGGGAACAGGACCUGAAGUCCCUGAAAGAGAGAAACGAAAAACUGCUUAAACACUACCAAACCUUGACACGCUCCCUGGCACCUGGUACCCACGUUAAUCCUACUGCACCGGAUAACAAGAACCCUCCUGUUAUGUCAAGAGCUGCACAGCAGACCACAGAGAAAAUCCGGGAGCUAGAAACCUCACUGCGUGGAGCUCAGGAGAGUGCUAGACACAAGGAAGGCACGAUUAUAAAAAUGCAGAAAGAGCUCGAGAUGACUAACGACAAAGUAACGAAACUUCAAGCCGAAGUCAAUGAAUCACAUAAGUACCUCAAAAAAACAAAAGAAACAAUCCAAGAACUUGAGGGCAAAAUUGCUUUAGGAGCUAAGCCCUAUAAAGAAGAAAUUGAAGAUCUCAAAAUGAAGCUGGUGAAAGCAGACCUCGAGAGGAUGCAGGAUACCAAAGGAUUUGAAAAGGAAAUUGCUGCUGCAAAAGCCACUGUAGAACAUCAGAAAGAAAUGAUCCGGGUACUGAGAGAAAACCUUAGAAGAAACCAACAAGCCCAAGAUACCUCAAUGAUCUCAGAACCUGCUGAUUCUCAACCUUCCAGUAAACCCUUAACCUGCGGGGGUGGCAGUGGCAUUGUUCAGAGCACCAAAGCCCUUAUCUUAAAAAGCGAAUAUAUACGGCUAGAAAAGGAAAUGUCCAAGUUAAAGCAGCAAAAUGAACAGCUAAUGAAGCAAAAGAGUGAGCUCCUGAGCAAUAAUAGGUAUCUUUCCAAUGAGCUAAAAAACAUGAAGGAAAGAGCCCUCAACAAAGAGGCUCGCAAAGAGAUAACUUGUGAGAAUUCUCCCAAGUCUCCUAAAGUGACUGGAACAACUUCUAAAAAGAAGCAGACGACGCCCUCUUGGUGCAAGGAGCGGAACUCCCAGGACACUGUGCCCCAGGAGCCGCCCAGGUCGUGGUUCUUCGACAACCGCUCCAAGUCUUUGCCGUCGCCUCACCCGGUUCGCUACUUUGAUAACUCGGGCCUAGGCCUCUGCCCAGAGGAAGAGACCACAGGAGCAGAGAACGUGGAUCCUCAGCCCCGUCCCUGGCACGCCACAGCAGGAAAAGAUGUUCCCGAGUGCAAAACUCAGUAGGCUCCUCUCCUGGCACGUUGCGGGCCGGCGUUCUUCGUGUGGACAUGGCUUUGUGCCCUUGCGUGUCUGAGCUGACCCUGGUGACGGUGUCAUACCACAGCUUAGUCCCAGUCAGGGGAUGAAGGACAGAAGAAGCACGCCCCCCAGUACGGCAGAGUGCUGGAAGCAACACCUUCUUGCACGUGGUAAUAUUUUAAAAGUCGAAUGGUUUUAUUUAUUUAUAUAUUUUGUAAAGAAUAAAGUUAUUGGAAAUGUCUAGCCUUUCCAUGGAUGCAUAAAAUACACAUUUAUAACUGUUCCACUUUAUUAUUAUUGUUCCUCUUUUGGUCCUUCUUUCUUUUUUUUUAAGCUUACUUAUCUAUUUACUCAUGAGAGAAAAAGCAAGCACCCUCGACAGACCCUCACUGCAGUCCUCCCCGGCUUUCUCACCAGUCAAGCCCGUGGGCUGGCACAGGUUGCCAUGUGCAGGGAGACCAGGAACGGAGCCCAACGUUCUCGGGGCUCCCAGCGUCACCACAGCUCUCACCGUAAUCAGGUGUGGUAGGAAAAGCGCUGUGUAUCCGCAGGGGUCCUGCACUGCCCACCUGCAGGCAGCAGCCAGGCCUUGAGCACGGCCCCCACUGAGCGGGGAGCACAGUGCUAAUGGUUCCCUUUCUUCCUGCGACUGUCAAGAUUUAGCCAUGAAAAUAUGCACGCACUUUCUGGAUUUAAAUCCUUAUGGGGUCACAGAAGCUGUGGCUCUGAGCCUUCCAAUCUGAAUCUUACUACAUGGUGGUCUUCGUUGCCUCGCCUCCUCACUGCAAACUCUCAUUCACUCUGCCUCAUUCCAGACCUGAGAAAGCAGGUCCAAGUUUCUCUAACAGUCUCUAAGCCUGAGGUCCUCAGACACAGAAAGCACAC